Messenger RNA from Etheostoma spectabile (orangethroat darter), 10910 nucleotides. RefSeq names its product calcium channel, voltage-dependent, gamma subunit 3b (gene cacng3b). Gene Ontology annotation, molecular function: channel regulator activity; voltage-gated calcium channel activity. The record is from RefSeq and is a predicted model, not a curated record. Lineage: Eukaryota; Metazoa; Chordata; Actinopteri; Perciformes; Percidae. Bases 2185 to 3135 code for a protein of 316 amino acids. Gene Ontology annotation, cellular component: postsynaptic density membrane; AMPA glutamate receptor complex. Gene Ontology annotation, biological process: calcium ion transport; neurotransmitter receptor transport, postsynaptic endosome to lysosome; neurotransmitter receptor internalization. The transcript is spliced from 5 exons.
GCUUGCCAAGCUCUCUCUCUCUCUCUCUCUCUCUCUCUCUCUCUUCUAACUAAUCAGUGCGGUGCAGUGGCUGCUGGCUUCGCGGAGGACAGAGGGAAAUAGAGGGGAGAAUACCGCUGCGCUUCGACCUAGGACAGCGCCACAACGAACGAACAUUGAGCACCACGGACAGCUCUCCGGCGCGGCAGAAGCUCCCAACGCGAAAGCGGCAUGCGGCAAGCGACGCGGUGCCACUCUGUCUAAAAACUGAAAGCUGCAUUUAAGACAUUACAAGCGGGUGGUUUGUGAACAAAAGUGAUCAACAUUGCUAUUUGCACAACGACUUUGCGUAGAUAUAAUCCAAUAACUAGGCUAAUUACACCGAGUUUGACCAAUGCUAUUUCCCAUUAUCUCCACUGCUUGGAAAACAUGCCAUGCAGAAAUGCUGUGCUUUGAUACAGGUGGUCUACUGCCUGACUACAGGAGCAUAAAGAUGUGUCUCUAAUCAUAUCUCUACUAAAAGAAGCAACCCUCCUUUUACUGAAACUAUAGGCUACAUAUCCUCUCCUCUCUGGACUAGAGCCCCCCCCCAUGCUUUAUACCGACGGCGUUGCGGCGGUGGGCGGGACACGCAGCAGUGACUGUACAUGAUUAGCUCCUGAAGGGCGCUGUCACCCACGAGCCCAAUCCGAACCGAGCGGUGCGGCCUCAGGCGGAGUUUGAGGAGACCCGCGGUUAGUUUUAGUUUGUGUUGGUUGGACCGAGAGGAGGAGGAGGAGGAGGAAGGCAAGAGGAGGAGGACGAGGAGGAGGAGGAGGCGACGGCUGUCAUUUUUUUCAUUUGUACCAACGGGCACGUUUCUCUGGAGCAAACCCAGGCGGGUGUUACAGUCCUACAGGCUCCAUCAGCAAGCGUCUUAUCGGACGGUCUGUCACCAUUGCGGUUGAACUUCGACAAUGAGAGAGAGCGAAGACGGCUGUUUUGUGGAUGAAAUUUGAUUAAUUCGUCUCGUUGUCAUUUUUGGGUGCUUAUUUAAAGCCAGUUCAACUUAAAUACCCGUGCUGCGUGCCUCUCCGCUGCAGAGAAUGCAUUAAAAAAAAUGAAUUUAUAUUAACGACUGCGUGUUUGGACGAGUUUCUGUAGCCUAUACUCUGGACAUCGAGGAGGAAGGGGAAAAGCAUGUCAGUGAGUCAACAGCUGGAGUCGAAAACACACGACGGAUAUCGGUCAACGUCCGCGCUCUCUCUUCAUAGCUGACGUAUGGGCUUUAUUAAUCCGUCCAUUCAUUCACUAAUUCAGCAGGAAGCCGAACAAGAAAGAAUAAACCCACUGUACCGCCUCACGUUUUGUCGCUGCUGUAAGAGAGCUUGUCGAGGAGGGACAUCCUUCACCGGUCAACAAAUCCAGCGGUGAGUGAAGACCAGGGAUGUUUUAGUAGAAACACUCCUCCCUUGACUUAUGCUGUGCGGUUACAUUAAUCAAGAAAACAAACUAACAAACCCCCUUUUUGUUGUUGUUUUAAAGAUGGAGUCCCCACAUGCGGACCUUGGCUGUUAAGGGUUAACAGAUUAAUAAAGGGAGCUGUUUUUGGAAAAUCAGAAGUUAAGAAAAGAGGAAGAAAGGAAGGAGGGAGAAGAAGAGGAGAGAUAGAGGGGAAACUGAGCAACAACAAAAAAAAAGAGAGGAGAGAGACGAGAAGAUCUGGUUACUGGCGGAGAAGGCGGCUCUAACGCAGCUCGCCCAGCCUAACCCUGGGACUAAUAAACGGAAGGAGAGGCAGAAUGUGUCAUCGCCGUUUCCCUUCGCUCUGACUGAGUGAGGGCAGUGUCGGGUAGUCGGGGACAACCGGUGGUCGUUAAACCUCCGGUGUGUGUGUGUGUGUGCGCGCGCGUGUAUAUGUAUGAGGGUGGUGGUGGUGGUAAAAACCGUUUUUUGAUGCGCGAGAAAGUGACGUGCCGCCCUCCCACCUUCCCGCCCUUUGCCACGAACCGCUUGUUAACUCAACGGACAAGACAGCCGAGUACUUUAUUUUUCGCUCCAUACUUAUAAAUACACCACCUUUAUCUAUAUUCCUAUUUAUUUUUUUGAGUGCCUGUCUGUUGAACCCUUCACUGACUCUCCAAAUCUCGCGGGAUAUAAAGGAAAUAAAAGGGUGAAUCUAAAAGAGAGGAGCAAAAGCGAUUAAGACAAACAGGAGCCGCCUAUAUGAAGAUGCUGAUGUGUGACCGCGGCGUCCAGAUGCUCGUGACGACGGUGGGCGCGUUCGCCGCCUUCAGCCUCAUGACCAUCGCCGUCGGUACCGACUACUGGCUGUACUCGCGCGGGGUCUGCCGCGUGAAGAGCAGCGGCGACAACGACACGAGCCGCAAGAACGAGGAGGUGAUGACGCACUCCGGCCUCUGGCGAACCUGCUGUCUGGAAGGAACGUUCAGAGGUGUGUGUAAGAAGAUUGAUCACUUCCCAGAGGAUGCGGACUAUGAAGCAGAUGCUGCUGAAUACCUCCUCCGUGCUGUGCGUGCCUCCAGUAUCUUCCCCAUCAUGAGUGUGGGUCUGCUGUUCCUGGGGGGGCUCUGUGUGGCGCCAGUGAGUUUUACGGAGCCGACAACAUGUCAUCUCAGUGCAGGAAUCUUCUGUCUCUGCAUUGGUCUAAGCAACAUCAUAGGAAUUAUUGUCUAUAUCUCAGCCAACUCGGGUGACCCUGGCCAGAGUGACAGUAAAAAGUCUUACUCCUAUGGCUGGUCCUUCUACUUUGGCGCCCUAUCCUUCAUCAUGGCAGAAAUGGUGGGUGUGCUGGCCGUGCACAUGUUCAUCGAGAAGCACCGCAAGCAACGGGCCAAGUCUCGCACCGAGCUCAUCAAAAAGUCCGCCUUCAGCCGCAUCCCCUCCUACCGCUACCGCUUCCGGCGUCGCUCCAGUGUGCGCUCUUCCGAGGCCCCGAGCCGUGACACCUCACCGCUGGGGAAAGGCGGCUACACAGGGCCCGCCGCCUCCGAGAUGCCCAUGUACACGCUGAACCCACGCGAGGCAGGCAACGCCGGCACCAAACCUGGCAGCGGCAUGGGCGGGCUGCUCAACUCAGAAAGGGAUUUCCUCCAGAGCAGCACGCUCACUAAAGACUACAGCAAGGACCCCAACCGCAGGACCACGCCUGUCUGAGAGGUGCCGGCUGCAGAUAUCGCCCAAUCAAAGUAUCAAAGAGAAUGAUGAUAAGAAAUACAGGGGGAGUGCAAGCAAAAGCAGGGGACACAUAGGGUUACGUGGGUGGGAUUGGGGUUUGAUAAACUUUGACUGUGAACUGUGAACUUUUAGCCUUUGAACUGUGAAUCCUGAGCCUUGUGAGCGUUUCAGUGUGUGUAGCAGCGUUGGUUUUGAUGGAGAAGUUGUUCCCAACUCCACUUUACCACAUAUCACUGUAGUUAUACCUGUAAAUCCUUACAUAUGAAGGCACAUUCGAUUUAUGUUCAUGAGUGUUAUGUUCAUAAAUUGACUUUUUGGGCUUUUUUGAGGGGGAAAUGGGAUUGACCCAAGUUUAAAAGCAUAUCGUAAGUGUUUUGCUGUUUGGGACAACUUCUUCUAAAAAAAAUGAAAAUAAUGUGAACUAAAGGAGAAGAGGAAAGAGUUGAGAGACUCUGCGUGAUCUCUGUCCUCCUAACCUUUUGGAUAGCAGUUGGAUUAGUGCAGGGUACAGCCGUCGAGCUCUCUGAUUACGAUGCUAUUUAAAAGUACGGACGUUAACGCCUCAGGAGAGGGAUUGAUUCAUUUUCAGUUCAGCUGGAUUCAAAAAUAUUAAUUGAAGAUGCAGUUUGUCCAUUUAUGGCAGCAUAUUUAUGGCACUAGUUAUUAUUUUCUAUACAUAUUGUAUAUAUACUCCUUUCAUAUUGAUUGAUGGAAAAGCUCACUUCGUAACUGACUGAACUGAAACUGAAUUGAGCUCGUUCCUGGUAACAUUUACCCCCAUCUCUCUGAUCCCAGGUCAGUCGUUAAACCUGCGUAGAGGUUUUUGAUGAAGAGAAACGGGUACACUGACUACAGAUCAGCUGUUUGGGAGGAAAAGAUGUGAUUCAACAAAAAUAAUGAAUCUCUUUUAGAUUGUUAUGAUACAUCAUUGGUGCUUCCUUUUACCCCUCUUUUCAACCACACAAAAUCUUGUCAUCUCUUGAUUUAUUUAUUUUUCACCCAAAACUGAAAGAGAUGAUCAAAUAUGUGUCUGUCUGUCCGCCUUCACUGGUCACCUUUCACCUUACACAUUUGUCUGUGUAGCCCCAUAACUCACCUCACUGCUACCCUCUCUACACACCUCCUCUCACCCUUUCUUUCUCUUUUAGGUCCUGUCUUCCGUUGGUGUUGCUCGUAGACUAGUUAGGGUUUUCUGGAGGUUGUUGGUUCAGGGUACUGUCGGAGGAGACCGCUGAGCUGUGAAUAUGUUUAAAGGCGGAGCCAAAAAGACAUUAAACAAACAGAUGGGCUUUUUUUUUGCCCACUACCUCUUGGGGAAUAUCAUACAGAUGAAUUUAAUAUAAAGUUGUCUUUUCUUGCCAGAAGAAUUGUCAAAGAUUUCAGCUGAAAAAUUAAAGACUGAGAAAAUGCUCCCUUCAGUUUAAAGUACACAUUUCUCUUCUCCAAUAGAGGAUCUGCUGAAAAUGAAUUUGUAUGUGGCGCACAAUUUAAAGCUAAAUAGAUGGAAUUGGCAGAAGUCCCAUGUAUUAUUCAGAGGAUUUGUGCUCCAUCCAUUCAGCUGUCACUCACAGCCUCUCCUCCUCUUUAUUUUCUUUACAUGUGCAAAUACAGUAGACAUCUGCACAAACACAAACACACACACACACACACACUCAAGCCAAUACACACGUCUCCUGGCUGUGUUAGCUGUCAGUCAUGGUCCUAUCAUAUUUCAAACACCUGUGCAGUUUUUACUGGGACAAAUUCUAGAGACACAUUAAUACAUUUACAUUUAUCUCUCUCUCUCUCUCUCUCUCUCUCCCUCCUUUGCUCUCUUUUGGACGUAUAAAAACAUUGAACACAAAGUGGGUGCACUCUGUGACCCUCUGCAUACUGUGUUGGCACCAUUUUGUACUGAAGCCAUGCAGUUAUUGGAUAAAUAAGACGUUUUUGACUGGGAUCUGAUCACUUCCCAACAUACUGGAAUACAUGUUUAAGAAACCUAACGGGAACACACUUUAGUUUUGCUUGUGAAAUUUUUUUUGCACACAGUCAGUUCUCCACUAGAUCUCCUAAUAACUGGUGAUCUGUCGCUACCUCUGUUCAAUCUAAAUGUUUGCAAAGAAUUAGCAGGCUGUUGCAACACAUACAAAGAUCCAAAAAUAAAUACUUUGCAACACUUUUGUAGUGUUUAUAGUGUUGUCUGAGUUCACAUUAAACCAUUUAUCACAUCACUGGACAACACCUGAUCACACACACACACAGAUACAAGGGUAGGAGACAAAAUAGCCAUAAUACAGAGAGAGUUAUGGAGGGAGAGCAUGAGUAGCUAGUGUAAAUGUUGACAGCUUUUUUUUCUCAAACCUUUGUAGGGGCUGUGAGUAAAAAGUGAGUGUGAACUCAAAGAGAAGGGGAAAAUGCAUUUUUAUUUUCUUCGUUACUUCCCUAAGCCACCAUUGCACUGUUUUGUAUAAACUAACCAUGAAACAUCACCAAGCUGAAACCGUCACACCACUACUUUGAGAGAUAUUACCCUGAUAAUAAAAUAUGUUUUAAAUCUCAGUCAAACUGUUUAAUUUAUGACGCUGCUCUUUUAUCCGUUGUCUUUUUACGCCAUAAAGGAGCUUAAAGGGACACACAUGCAUCACCGCAGACUUGCUCUUGCUGUCCUCCACGUGUAAAUAUUAAUUUUGCAAGCUAACAACAACAUUAACAGUUGUCAUGGGCUGCUAAAGGGAAAAACUGUUUUUCCCCAGCAAGGGCUUUUAAUUUUUAAAGGACAGGAGCACACAAGGGCUUUUUAAAUGCUCAGCGCUGCAGCAGCGUCAUUUUAAAGGGUGUUGUGUGGAAGGAAAGGCAAAGUACAUUUGCACAGGAACAACUGUUUUUUAACCAGCUGGAUAGCUAACUAACUGAUAUAACACGCUUCAUGCAGAAAGAGAAGCAGGGGAAGAGAAAUAGACUCUUCUACUCAUGUUAGUUACAGGUUAGCCUUUAGCUGCUUUUUCUGGCUAACUUUAGGUUAGAUGGGUAACUUUCUGAAGUAAUUAGAGAUUAAGAGUAUUGCCUUAAGCAGAGGUAGGAUGCUUUUGGUUAAGAAUUAUUUGAGUUAGUUUAAGGAUUAAACAUAUAUUAGCAAAAUAUUGUUAAUCAAACUUGGUGCCAAAUAUUACUCAAAAUGUUUCCUGUAUAUCAUGGUCUCCAGGUUAGCUUUAGAUUAUAGGUUCAGUGCUCCAAGUACUCUUUUUUUGCAUAGGGUUUCCUGCAGUAUACUCACUCAGCAGUAGUAGCUAUGUAGCUCAGCACAUCCGUGGCCCCUAUAGGGGUCAGAGUUUAGAACCGCAUCCAUGAGCCAUGUCAACAUUAAUAUUUCAAACCAUGCAUGCCAUAUCCAUCCGCUUCCAGUGCUUACAUUCGCUCUAUUUCUAAUCCAGUCUCAAAUGGCACCCUAAUCUCUGUACUCCGUAAGGGACACUGGACAGCUACAUUUAAGACGCCUUACAAGGGUGUGUGGGCCUGUAAGCCUGUGUCGUGUUUAACGAUGUUUACUCCAAUAGAGCACAGGGUGCUAUUUGAGACUAGACCUCUGUCUAUCUCUUCUUACCGCCAUAAAGCUUUGACACUCAGAUAUCAACAACAAAUAAUUGUAUUAUUAGUAAAGAAAAAAAAAUAUUCUACUCUAAAGGUGCCACUGUGCAGAGGAUGACAAACUCUGUCACAUAUUAUAGUUAUUAAUCUAUUAAUGGGGGGUUUCGUCGAGUCGGGAGCAGAGUUGGGAAGCAGGGGUUGUAGUCUUUGUAAUAUUAUAUUAUUCUUGUUUCAUUUUCUACUUUGAUGUGGUUUGUGAGAUUGUGUUGUUUUAUCACAUCUGAAGCCUCUGACGGGAGGAGAGGAAGAGACAAUGGAGCGCUCGGACGAUCUGUCGUGGACAUUAACCUCACCUCACUGGUGCCAGAGGUCAACUUUACAGUUUUUCAGCGGGACAUUCAACACUGAAAGUGCAAUACACAGACACACACACACACACACACACACACACACACACACAUAUGCAUUCAAAGUAAGGUUACUAUACCUUUGAGGACCCAUUCCCCCAACGCACUACAGACCUAAGUUCUGUUACUUGGAUACAAAAAAUAAAGCAAUCUAAUGUGUUCUAAGUAUCCACUUUGGUCAAGACUGACAGAGGCAACAUUAUAGAAACAGUUUACCAUGUAAGCCACUAUAAUACAACUCAACCCCAGCCUCAAAAAUACCGUAGAUUAGAACAACAGCCACUUCAACAGUGUCACCAAAACAACGACUUUAGAUUUCACAGCAGUGAUGUUUUUGCAGGACUGCCAUGAUAGAUUGUUUUUCAUUCUACAGGGGUUGCUUUUGCUGUUUGCACUCAUAUGUAUUCUUUAUCUAUUUAGAUGGUUAAAAAUGUUAGUACAUUUUAUCUUCUCCCCUUCCACUGUGGCUUUAAAAAGAAGUCAUCUGUCCUCGAAAUCUGUUGGUACUUUUAAAUUAAAGUUAAGAGUAACACAUAAAGGCAAUUAAAUGCUCCAAAGGAAGCCUGGAGCACACAUAUAUUGUGAAUAAAUAAUGAUAUCACCCAGGUUUCUCUUAGAAUAAAACAAAAAAUGUAAUACAAAUAUAGCAAAUUGAGAUAUUAAUAUGUUAAUUAAUUAUUAAUAUGCUCUGAGCAAUGGUCAUCCUUACCAAAUUGUAACUCUGACCUAACUUGCUUAAAAAACGGACCCUAAAAAAGAAAUGUGUGCACUGUAGGUCCUCAUAAGUAUAGAAACACAACACAUAGCAAUACACACACACACACUCAUUAAUGGUCAUAUACAUAUACACAGACAUUCAUUUAUGCACAGAUACACUCACUUAUACAACACACACUCGCAACUUCGGCCAGUGCAGUUUGUGGAUAAAUGUGUCCUGUUAAAAGAAAAAUCACUGUGUCAUGUUUGGAAAAAAAAUAAUUUUAAGUGUUUCUUUUGAAGAAAAAAAAAACAAAUGCCGCUGAUGUGUCGCUCUUCGAAGGAACUUCAAGUACUGAGCCAGCCAAUCAAACACAGAGGUCCAGAAGAAAUGUUUGAGAAAUGUGAAUUUAUUGGAAUAGACAAACACAUGCUAUAAGAACUCUACACUUUGCACUUGCAACCAACACACGCACACACACACACACACACACACACACACAGGUUACUGUGUGAGGAGGGCUUACAGGUGGAGUUAUGUGCCUGCAUGUUUGUGCGUUGAUAUCCAUGUGUGUGUGCGUGUACGUGUGCGUGUGCGUGUGCGCCGUUAGUCUCUCCUCACCCAUGCACCCAGUGCCUGCCUGUCCUGCCUUCAUACUGCUCCCAGAUCAGCCAUGGGGCUUCCAGUAUAACCUCCUCUGCAUUCCCACAACCUUUAACGGUUGCACUGGGAUCAGUUUUAGAGCUAACUGCCCCGAUCAUUCCUCAACAGACGCAGCCAUACAAAAUACAAGGACUGUUUUGGAGUCAGUGGUUUCUGGUGGAUAUUGUGUACAAAAUGUAUUAAUGAUGAGUUUAUUUUACAAGGCUAAGGAGGAGUGAUUUUUUUAAUUUCCAACGUCUGACUGGACUGUUAACUUUUACUUUUGAUGAAGCUGCUGUUCACAUCUGACUCGUUGUGUUGGUCUGUGAGGCUGAUUUAGGAUCGGCAGAUGGGGCUUAGCAGGAUAGACCCAAAUCUAUUGAGUCCCCAAUGACAGCUGGUCUUCAAUCAGCACAACCUGGUGUAGCCUGCUGUUCCUCAUGUUCUCAAACUUCACAAUUAUUAACUAAAAAAAAAGGGGGAAAUAGCUUGUCUUCAAUACUUGCUUGCAAAACAGUUGCUGAGGAUAUUUCUGUAGGAGUUCCUACAUCAGAGUGCUUCUUCUUUCAGAUGACGUGAGAGGUCGUCCAACUUGUACUGCCAAUUAGAAUUAAAUGUUCUUCAUGUGGGACAUUUUACAUAAAGACAGGUUUCCAAAAAUACUUCCCUUGACAAAAUCUCUGAUUCAAAUAGCAGAAACAAUUCCAUGAAUUAUUCUGGCCUUGGUGCCUAUUAAGCCCAUUUUUUUUUGUGUGCCAGGCUUUAGCCCUUUAGCUCGAGAGAUUUCGUACCUGUCUUGCAUUUUACACAUAUUAUUUUGACAGGAAGUACAGAGCGAUUAAAAUCUCAAACCCCGCGUUUAGACAGUGUUGUUUACAUGCAGAACAUGUCCGAGGCCGGCAUGGUUGACUGACCAAGGAUGAAAGGUCCGAAAUGGCAGGAAGUUUAACCAGGCUUCAAGAGUGUUGUUCUGCAUAAGGUGCAUUCAGGCUCCCUUUUUUCAUAAAUUGCUUGUGAGCAUUGGCAACAGUACACGUUAAAGGUUUCUUCUUCUUGUGUUUUGGGGUUAUAAGUGAAAUCAUGAGUUGAUAAUCUGAUUCUAGUUGACAUUAGUUUUUAUGGAUGUUUUCCAAAAGAGUCACUAUAGAUUUUCAGACCAAAUCCUACAAUGUAUAUAUAAUCUAUUGGAUCAUUAUUUAGAUUUUUUGAUGAGUCAAACUCUCAUCUGAGAAAGUCAAGCCCCAAAAAAACUACGUUGCCCAUCACCUUCCACUGAGCUACAUUGUAAUGGGUAGAGUCAGGCUACCAGGCAUAGAGACCGGCAUAAAAACACAGAACAAUCAAAAGUUUUGCAUUAUUACAGAGUGCUCAGACUGUAAGUGGUCUAGUCAGGCUAGCAGCAUAUAGCUGAUGGCAAUGUCGUUGUCAUUGACCACUUCGGUCCAGAAUGAAAUAUCCUGACAACUAUUUAAUGGGUUGUCACGGAAGUUGGUAGACCUACAGAUAUUCAUGGUGCCCAGAGGAUAAGUCCUGCUUACUUCGGUGACCCCCCUGACAUAUCCUCUAGGUUGACGUUUGCCGUUUUUAAGUGGAAUGUCUCGACAACUGUUGGAUGGAUUGCCAAGAAAUCCCUCAGGAUGAAUUGUAAUAACUUUGGUGAUCCCUAAAAUUUUUAUCUAGCGACAUCAUCAGGUCAAUUGUUUGUUUGUGACUUAAUACCAACAACACUAAGGACGUUCACAUCAGCCCCAGCUGCACCUUAGUGUUUAGUGCUACAAAACUGCUAAACGACUAAACAUCUAGCUUUGUCACUGUCCACAUGUUAGCAUGCUGAAGUUAGCAUUUAGCUCAAAGCACCACCGUGUAGUCUCACAGAGCCACUAGCCGGGCUUCAGACUCUUAGUCUUGUUAAUUAAAGUAGUUUAAGUGGUAAAUGAUUGUAACCUGACUUUGUCCAUUUCAACUUGACCUUAGUCAACUACUGUUAGAUAACAAAAUGCCAGACCACAAACUCAGGAGAAGAGACGGUGAAGUUAGUGACAUUUUUAUGUAUUUCUUAAUUGAUUCAAAUUUGCAUUUCAUUUUUGUCCGAGUGUACAGUGACAAUAAAUGGAGCAGUCUUUUCAAAGGAGCACUGCAAAAACAGCACACUGCAAAAUCAAAGCUGAAUACUUAAUUGAUAUCAUGUUUAUUAUAUGUGUAGCAAUGAACUGGAAAAGAAAUGUAGGGAGUGAAUCUUGCGGGCAUUGUAGCAGUUUGCCUUGAGGUGAAACUAUUCAGAUGGAGAUGAGGAGAGUGAAUAGCAGCCAGCCGUUACUCUGACUUAAGGGGUGACAUUGGGGAUCAUCAGUGUUGCCUGGCAGCAGUGAUGAAAGUAAAAAAACGAAAGCCUGAAGACAAAUGUGCAGCUGGAACCUGAAGCAGCAGAGAACAUCCCCCCC